This is a messenger RNA of Rosa chinensis, 1062 nucleotides long. RefSeq names its product cytochrome P450 CYP736A12. Bases 1 to 957 code for a protein of 318 amino acids. Gene Ontology annotation, molecular function: monooxygenase activity; heme binding; oxidoreductase activity, acting on paired donors, with incorporation or reduction of molecular oxygen. Lineage: Eukaryota; Viridiplantae; Streptophyta; Magnoliopsida; Rosales; Rosaceae. The transcript has 2 exons. The record is from RefSeq and is a predicted model, not a curated record.
AUGGCUCCGACAGCUGCUACAACUAGGCCCACAGCCAGCGCAAAGCUCCGCUCCGCAACCGGAAACCGCUGGGCAGCCACCGCUGUACUCUGGAAUCUUAAUGAUGCAAUAAUUCCUUUCUCCCAGGGAUUGACCAAGCGCUUAAAGAAAAUUAGCAAGACGAUCGAUCAACUCCUGGAGAAGAUAAUAGACGAGCAUGAACAAGUUGCCAACACUAGGAGUGGGAAACAAGGCCAUGAGUAUUUUUUAGACGUGUUGCUUUCAUUAACGAACCAACAGUUGAACCCGAAUGAUGAGCAAGUACACUUUCUUGAUCAAACAAAUGUGAAAGCCAUCUUACUAGAUAUGAUCACGGCGGCUUUUGAUACUUCGGCCACAUUGAUUGUUUGGAGCCUUGCCGAGCUCUUGAGGCAUCCAAGGAUCAUGAAGAAUCUCCAAGAAGAGCUCCAAAGUGUGGUUGGUAUGGACCGAAUGGUGGAAGAAUCUGAUUUGCCCAAGCUGGAUUACUUGAGUAUGGUGGUGAAGGAGAGCUUCAGACUACACCCAGUUGCACCGUUACUAAUCCCACAUGAACCCAUCGAGGACAUUACAAUCAAUGGAUAUGACAUUCCCAAGAAAUCGCGGAUCAUAGUAAACAUAUGGAGCAUUGGAAGAGAUCCUAAUGUUUGGUCCGAAAAUGUUGAGGAAUUUUAUUCUGAAAGGCUCAUGAACAGCAAUAUAGACCUCCGGGGACAUGACUUUCAGCUCAUCCCAUUUGGGUCUGGGCGUAGAGGGUGUCCUGGUAUGCAAUUAGGACUAACCACAGUUCGGCUAGUUUUGGCACAGCUGGUGCACUGCUUUAACUGGGAGCUCCCAAAUGGCUUGGUACCUCAAGACUUGGACAUGUCUGAGGAUUUCGUCUUAUCACUGUCAAAAGCCAAACACUUGCUUGCUAAGCCAACGUACCGUCUUAUGUAGGUUACUUUUUCAAUGUAAUCUUUUGAUUAUGGAAUCUUAUGUAGUGUGUUGGAUCUCAACAAAUAUUCAUCCAUAGUUUGUUGGAUCUCAACAAGCAUUCAUCCA